AGGGCUGUGUGGCGUGAGGCAGUGCGUGUGCUCAGUGUUUAGGUGAAUCCACAGCCCUCUGGCUCACAAGGAUAAAGGAGUCUCUCCAAGGAAGACGGAGAAAAGCAACACAAGGACUUUUCCCUCUUUUUAUUUUUGCAUCCUCUGUCGUCUUUCUUCUCACCUCACUCUCUCACAAGCCACCAGCCGCUGGUGUCUGUAUUUUGGCUCUUUCUGUCCUCCUCUUUUGUUUGCUGCAUCCAUCUGUGUUUCACCUCGGUCCAGAAAGGAGGAAGGAAGAGCAGAGUCAGAGGCAUCAUCCUCCCCUCCUGCACGCCCAGCCGGUGGUGGGUGCUGAUGCUGUAACCACUGUGUGGAGCUGACAAGCCCUGGUUGAUGCAGUGAAGUGUUCCAGAGGGAUAAACACAAGCGAAGGUCGCCAGCCAUGGGGAACCUCAUUAAGGUCCUUGGCAAGGAUUUAGAGAACUGUCCACAUUUUUUCCUGGACUUUGAAAAUGCCCAGCCCACGGAGGCAGAGACAGCUGUGUGGAACCAGGUCAGCGCUGUGCUGGAGGAGGCUCAUGGGAUCCUAGCCGAGCUGCAGUCCUAUAAUGGUGCAGGCCAGGAGAUACGAGAAGCCAUCCAGAACCCAGGCGACCUCGCUCUUCAGGAGAAGGCCUGGAACGCAGUCUGCCCCCUGGUGGCCAAGCUGAAGCGGUUCUACGAGUUUUCCCUCCGACUGGAGAAUGCCUUGCGCAGCCUGCUGGAGGCGCUGACCAGCCCGCCGUACGCUCCCAUGCAGCACCUGGAGAGAGAGCAGGCCCUGGCCAAACAGUUUGCUGAGAUCCUUCAUUUCACACUCAGCUUUGAUGAACUAAAGAUGACAAAUCCAGCCAUUCAGAAUGACUUCAGUUACUACAGGAGGACUAUAAGCAGGAAUAGGCUGAACAACCAGCAGCUGGAAGCGGAGAACGAGGUCAACAAUGAGAUGGCCAAUCGGAUGUCCCUGUUCUACGCUGAAGCAACACCGAUGCUGAAGACUCUGAGUAACGCCACCACCAAGUUUGUUUCAGAGAAUAAGACCUUGCCCAUCGAGGACACCACAGACUGCCUGAGCACCAUGGCCUGUGUGUGCCGUGUCAUGCUGGAGACUCCGGAGUACCGUUGUCGGUUCACCAACACAGACACAAUGCUCUUCUGCAUGAGGGUGAUGGUGGGAGUCAUAAUUCUCUAUGACCACGUUCACCCUGUCGGGGCUUUUGCCAAAACCUCCAAAAUCGACAUGAAGGGCUGCAUCAAGGUGCUGAAAGAGCAACCGUCCAACAGUGUGGAGGGACUUCUGAAUGCACUGAGGUAUACGACACGGCAUCUAAAUGAUGACAGCACCUCCAAACAAAUCAGGGCCCUCCUGCAAUGAGAACGAGGAGAGCGGUGGAG
Molecule: messenger RNA, 1416 nt
Organism: Morone saxatilis (striped sea-bass)
Lineage: Eukaryota; Metazoa; Chordata; Actinopteri; Moronidae
Gene: fam49al
Product: family with sequence similarity 49 member A, like
Exons: 12
Coding region: 425-1396 (323 amino acids)
Biological process (GO): regulation of actin filament polymerization
Molecular function (GO): small GTPase binding
Source: RefSeq, a predicted model, not a curated record